CUUCCGCGGCCUCCCAUCCAUCUUGGGCGGUCGCCGCGCCGUCGAGGGCCAGCCAGAGCUAGCUCGCCAUGGCGGCCGUCCAGUCCAACAGGGCCCACCCGCACCGCCGCUCCGAGGCGUCCUCCCCGGCGACCUCCGUGGCCGUGGCGGCGGCGAGAGCCGACGACGCUCAGCGCCAGCGUCGUCCGAGGGUGCCGGUGCAGGUCCGGGAGCAGGGCCCGCUGGCGGUGGGGCAUCAUCAUCCACACCACCAGCUGCGGCGGUCAGCGGCAUUCCCGCCGCGCCGCCCAGGUGCAGUGCCUGCAGUGCGCCGCCCUCCUCAGCGCUGCGACAGCGACCUCAACAUCAGGGAGCACCGCACCUGCAGCGAGGUGGCCGGCGGCACCGCGGCGGGCUGCGCCGCCGUGUGCUGCUGCUUCCCCUGCGUCAUGGUGGAGGUCGUGGUGCUCGCCACGGUGCGCGCGCCCGCGGCGCUGUGCCGUAAGGCCGCCCGCGUGCGCAAGGCUGGCCGGCGGCGCUCCGCUUCCGCGGGGCAGGCCACGGAGAUCUACGAGCUCCUCGUGGACGACGCCGCCGUCGUCGAGGUGGACGCCACGGGCGCCGCCGACGCGGCCGUGGCGCUGCCGGUGGUGAAGCCCGCCUUGGAGCUGGAGGACACCGGGGAGCUGGAGAAGGAGGUGUGGGCGAGGUUCUACGGCACCGGCUUCUGGAGGAGCCCGUCGCAGCUCGACGACUUGGACGACGACAGCAGCUGAUCGGAGCAGGCAGGCCCGCGAGCGAGCGACCAGCUCCUCCGGCGAUGCGUAGGCGUGCUUAUUAUUCUGCUUGCGGGUUCUUGGUUGGGUUUCCUUCGUUUUCCGCGGAAAGAAGAGAAGAUCGAGGAAAGGGAAACGUGAUUGUCUGUUCGAUACUACGAUUGCGAACUUCGUUUUCCUUCUUUUUUUGUGUUUGGUUUUUUGGAAGGGAAUAACAAUUCUCUUCUACCAUGCCACUGUAUAUGUAAUAAUAAAAUGUAUAUAUAUAUUUGUAUUAAAUUAAACAAUGUGAUUGAUGAUUGAAAAAAAAGGAAAUACUUGAGGAA
Sorghum bicolor (sorghum) is the source of this 1081-nucleotide messenger RNA. RefSeq lists its product as uncharacterized. The record is from RefSeq and is a predicted model, not a curated record. Bases 69 to 755 code for a protein of 228 amino acids. The transcript has a single exon. Lineage: Eukaryota; Viridiplantae; Streptophyta; Magnoliopsida; Poales; Poaceae.